GGAUGGAAGUCUAUGCACCAGUGGAGAGGUACGGUCACUCUACAGUGCAGGUAGGAGACUACCUGUACAUGUGGGGUGGGAACCAGCCUGAUCUCCCUGAAGUACACAAUAAUGAAGAGAAGAAAUCAAUGUGUUCUGUAGUGGAGGUCUGUCAUGUACCAACUGGUGAGUGGGUACAAAAGCCUACCACUGGUGACCCGGCUCCACUUGGUGUCCGUGGCUAUGCUGCUGCUGUCAUUAGAAAUGAAAUAUUCUUUUUUGGAGGCUAUUGUGGUCAUAAGGGCUGUUUUCAUAAUAGUUUAUACAGUUUUAAUGUUGAUACCUUCAAUUGGAAGGAACUCUCUCCUACUACAUCUCAUCAUGGUCCUAUGAUGAAGUCCGGCUCCAGCAUGAUAGCAAUAAAAGUGAAAGAUGAGGACUAUCUUGCAGUGAUUGGAGGGUGUGGAUCAUCUAAUAAUAACCCACCACAACCUGGUGCCCAGUACAGUGAAGAUUCAAAUGGCUAUCAACGUUGCAAUGAAAUACAUACGUACAGAUUAAAAACUGAUGAAUGGACUUCGCCGACAGUCACUGGAGAUAGACCACCUCCUAUUAACUACUUCACUUUAACAUCAAUAACUAAUACCACUGCUAUAUUGUUUGGUGGUUAUUUUGGUGAUGAGAGAUGGAGUAAUGAUGCAUAUGUAUUUGAAUUUACUGAUACAUCAGUGAGAUGUACAGAGUUUCCUAAUCCUGGAGGAUCAGUACCAUGGCCAAAGGAGAGAAGUGGUCAUUCCAGUGUAUUGAUCAACUGUAGCUCAGGACCACACCUACUAGUGGUGGGUGGAUUUGCUGGAAUUAGGUGUACCGAUGACUGUUGGUUGUUAAAUAUAAACAAAAUGGAAUGGAAAGAACUGACUAAUAUACCAGACAGUGUCACUGAUAGAGAUUCUCAUUCUCUCUCAGUUUGGAAUGAGACACAGACCACUCACUGGAUAAUUGAGUUUGGAGGAGAGAGAGAUUAUUCAUCAAUCAGUGAUACAAGAUUUAUUGAAAUCAGUGAGUACAUGUAUACAUUAAAUGAUUGA
Amphimedon queenslandica is the source of this 1067-nucleotide messenger RNA. Its product is annotated as kelch domain-containing protein 1-like. Lineage: Eukaryota; Metazoa; Porifera; Demospongiae; Haplosclerida; Niphatidae. Bases 3 to 1067 code for a protein of 354 amino acids. The transcript is spliced from 7 exons. The record is from RefSeq and is a predicted model, not a curated record. Gene Ontology annotation, molecular function: protein binding.